Molecule: messenger RNA, 2674 nt
Organism: Erpetoichthys calabaricus (reedfish)
Lineage: Eukaryota; Metazoa; Chordata; Cladistia; Polypteriformes; Polypteridae
Product: cysteine-rich hydrophobic domain-containing protein 2
Exons: 6
Coding region: 190-687 (165 amino acids)
Source: RefSeq, a predicted model, not a curated record
UGCUUUGCGGCAGCGGAUGUUGUGGUGCUGCUGGCAGGAUAGUAAUCGCCGUGAUUGGCGGUUGCUGUGUAACUUCAUUCUACUUUAGCCGAACCUUUCUUCUCUCCCUUCCAAUUGGGAUUUAUUUUGCUACUUUUCCCCAGUCCCCGCUUUUUGUUUCUUUGGGGAGCAGGGUGCUGGGGACUGGUCAUGGCAGACUUUGACGAGAUUUACGAGGAGGAAGAGGACGAGGAGAGGGCUGUGGAGGAACAGCUUCUCAAGUACUCCCCGGACCCUGUGGUUGUUCGCGGAUCCGGCCACGUCACGGUGUUUGGACUUAGCAACAAAUUUGAGACCGAGUUUCCCUCAUCAUUAACAGGGAAGGUAGCUCCAGAAGAAUUCAGAGCCAGCAUUAACAGGGUUAACAGUUGCCUGAAAAAAAAUCUCCCAGUCAAUGUGCGAUGGCUGCUGUGUGGUUGCUUGUGUUGCUGCUGUACUCUAGGCUGCAGUAUGUGGCCAGUAAUUUGCCUCAGUAAGAGGACACGAAGAUCGAUCGAGAAGUUAUUAGAAUGGGAAAACAAUAGGUUAUACCACAAGCUGUGCUUGCACUGGAGGCUAAGCAAAAGGAAAUGCGAAACGAAUAACAUGAUGGAAUAUGUUAUCCUCAUAGAAUUUUUACCGAAGACACCCAUCUUCCGGCCAGAUUAGCAUUUACUGUGCUACAGAGACUCAUUUUAAAUGUGUUUUCCUUCCAAUGGUGCCUUGCUUGGUACUGUCCUGGUGAUGAAAGGUCUGACAGAGCCUUGUGGUUUUACUGUGUUGCUCAAUGGAGUUGUUCAGCCCCUCACAUCAUUGCUUCUAUGUUAUGGAUUCAGUCCUAUCCUCCUUAAGUCUUGCCUUUGUCUAGUCUUGUCCUUGCAAAUACAUUUGUAGAACAUGUAAAAUCAGAUAAUCUAAAGGAUGUCUCCAUUUAGUGUACAACGUACCUUAUAUACAUUACUUUUUCUUUUAAUAACCCAUUCCCAACUAAGCAAAGAUAAUGUUAUGUAUUCAUUUUUUAACUUGUUGCAUUUGACAUCUUAAAACAUACAUUUAUUAGGUUAUAAAGAAUUAAUGUCAGCUGGUUCUGCAAAAGAUUUACCUUUAACUUCAAUAUAGUAUAUAAAUUGAUUUUUAUAUUGAAGCAAAAUCAAAGAGUUUUGCGUGCAUUUGAUCAUUUUAUAGGCUCAGGACCUUAAAAAUGCACUAAUGUUGCCAUCAAGAAUGGAAGUUCUUUUCAGAUGGCUUCCACUUUUAAUUGCCUUUUCAAUUAUGUUUGCCUUGUUUACUUGGUUUGUGUGUUUUUUUUGUUUUUUGUUUUUUUUUAUAUAUAAACGUGGUCUGGGACAGGGCACAAUUGUGUCAAAAUACCUGAAUUUGAAUUUUUUUAUUGUACAACUGUACUGUAUUCAUUGUUUUGCUUUUAAGAAAGAUGAGCACUGUGGUAAAACAUAAUUAUUGGAAAAUAGCAAUAGACACCAAAUCAACAAAAUGAAGUCAUUUUUGAAAAUGGUGGAAAUAGUUUAAUGAAAGACUAAGCAUCACAGGAAAAAUAUGUGCUGAAAAUUUUUUACCAUCACACAAAUGUAGAUUUGUGGAGUUUUUUUUUUCUUUGCGUGUUUUGGGAGGGGGGUCUUGUCCAAACUAUUUGUUUAAUGUUUUGCAACAAACACGUCCUGUGUGCAUAAAUGCUGUUUCUAUUAGUAAUAAAUCAGAACUUGCAAAUGCAGGAGUUGAGUGUUAAAAAAAUUUUUCUUCACUAGCUACUAAACAUGAUUAUAUUUGUUUUUGUUUACUUUAGUACAGUAUAGAUUGAAAUUAAUUGUUCUUUAAUGUGUUAAAACAACCCAUGGGCAGCUAAUAUCCUUUUGUAUUCAGUUAUUUAAAUGUUUAGGAAAAGACAGAAUUGUUCUUCAUAUUUUAUUUUCUUUGUAUAAAUUCCAGCAUUUAAUUUGUUUUUAAAUUUUUUUUUUUUUAUAUAUACUUUAUGUGGUUUAAGUGUGGGAAUGCAUGUGCAUGCAUGUUUAUUAAUAUACAACAUUAAGCCAGUACUAAACCAGUAUAUUACCUUUUUCUCUGUCUCAUGGUGAAACCUGCAUUCGAGAUUAUACAUCCACUUUGCUGAACUCAAAAGUAAAGUCGAAUGUGUUGAUGGCAUAACAAAGUGUAAUUGCUCAUUUUACUUUACUGUUUUUUCAACAUGGAAAAUGAAAGGAUGCCAAGAUAUUACAUAAAUUCAACACUAUUGUGCACAUUUUAUUUUUGGUGAGAUUUUCUAAUUUGAGUUAGGUUUAUUUUAAAGUACAGAUUGUUAAACAUUUUCCCUUUUUUGUACAGUUGUCACAAUUCAAUGUAGAAAGGUCUCGCUUGGUUAUUUUUUAACUUCCAGUACAGUACAGUAAUACUUCUGUAUACCUAUAUCAUUAAUGUGUUCUAAAAUAAUAUAUUGUAUAGUAAGGGCCCUCCUCCCAAGGAAGAAUGGAAAAGAGUGAUAAAGUGUAUUAUGAACUCUGCAAAACAAGUCUUGUGUACCUUGUUUGCUUGCAUCAUUAUUUAUUACAAAUCAAAAUAAAAGUAUAACCUUCUGUACUGUCAGAAAUAUAGGUUGGAAGAUUGGUUUGUAUGUAAUAAUGUAAAUAAAAUAUUUUUAAAUGUU